Acanthaster planci (crown-of-thorns starfish) is the source of this 5281-nucleotide messenger RNA. Its product is annotated as basigin-like. The record is from RefSeq and is a predicted model, not a curated record. Gene Ontology annotation, biological process: homophilic cell-cell adhesion; synapse organization. NCBI's taxonomy places the organism in Eukaryota, Metazoa, Echinodermata, Asteroidea, Valvatida, Acanthasteridae. Gene Ontology annotation, cellular component: neuronal cell body; plasma membrane; axon. Gene Ontology annotation, molecular function: axon guidance receptor activity.
AUAAAGAAAUAGGUCCGUGAACAGACCACUACUACCAGCCAGCUAGCUAGCUUUAUGUCGCCGACCGAUUGUAAUUGCAUUAUAUUACUAGCUAGGCCUAUCUCUGAAGAUCUGCGUUUUAUUUCGUCAGCGCAAUAAAGUUGUGGUGGUGUCGAGAAGGAUCAGGCGUCACUUCGGCAUUUUCUCAGUGGCAGACAAAAUUCGGGAAAGAUGAGAUUAUUGGUGUUGUUAGUAGGUGGGUUCGUAUCGCUGUGCCUUGGCGAAGAAGCGUCAGGUGGAAUGGGUAGUGGUAAUGUGAAAGUUGCACCUCCGGUACUCACUGCUACAGUAGGGGAUAAUGCGGAAUUUGUCUGCACAGCCACACCCCUUGAAGCCGGUCAAGAGAUAAAGUGGACGAAAGAAGACGGAGAGGGAAACGAACUGUUUCCAAUCACUAAUGGCACUACUGGCUUUAAGAUAAAAACUGUAUAUCUGGCUGAUGCUGUGGAGAGUACACUCCGGGUCUUGGAUGUUCAUGUUGACAAUUCAGGAAGCUACUUUUGUAAAUAUGGCUCAUCCCGAUUUGAGGGAGCUCUGACAGUAAACUAUGAUGGUUUUGUGGAGAUCAACGGCAGUCGUGUCAUUGACGGAGAAACAGACAAGAAAUUUACCUGCUUGGUAGAUGGCAGUGCAUCUUAUGAAGUCACCUGGAGGAAGAACGGGACGUUCGUUCUUCCUGAUAAGCGACUGCCUCAGAUUGAAAUUCAGGGAUCUACAAUGACCAUCAAGAAAGCCAGUGUAGAUCAUGACCGUGGCCACUAUUCUUGUGAGGCAUUGUAUAAUAACACAAUAGUUAGUGCAGAAAUAACUGUUGGUGGUGUACUGAGACUAAAGGCACCGAAUUCCAUCAAGUUUACCGAAGGUGAGCGUGCUCGUUUUGAGUGCAUCGCCCUUUACCCAAAAGGAGAUCCAGAACCAUCAUUCACCUGGAUGAUUGGCAACGAGACCGUUAACAAUGGUGGUCGCUUUGAAAUCAAACAUUCCAAGUGGGACAUUGGAUCUGUGCUCCAUAUGACGGAUGUUGUCUUUAGUGACGCAGGGAACUACACGUGCAUUGCAACCAGCAAUGUGACUACUGUUCAACACACCAUACUGUUGAGAGUCAGAGAUCGUCUAGCUGCCUUGUGGCCCUUCAUUGGAAUAAUGAGUGAAGUCAUUAUCCUGAUCAUCAUCAUCUUUAUUCAUGAGAAGUGCACUCAGGGAGAUGAUGUAGGUGAAGAAGAAGAGGAGGAAGAUGCAUCUGAACCGAUCAAAGAGAAGGAAAAGAUAAGCGUUGAUGGUGAAGGAGACAUGCGGAUGAGGAGUAACAAGCCUUGACUUACCAGAAGGGCAUGGCCAACCAAAGAGACUCGUGUUCAUCCCCAAUAAAACAGAUGUGCUGGUUAACUACUUGGAGUACCCUUUGAAACUCCUGUUUUGCAUGUGUAGGUUCUGUGUUUUGGGGAAGGGGGAGGGAUAUCUCCCCAUGUUUCUUUAUUUCUGCAGAAGAUUGUUGGAGUUGACUUAGUAAGCUAUCUAGUGUCUUCUGCAGUAAUGAGCAUUUGUAAACUAUGUAAACAGUCCCCUAUAAACUCUCACUGCAUGUCACAACAUGCUUACUGGUACAUCCGUUCUAUUCUGAAAAUAAAUUUAUUCUCCGGGUUGGGAUUUUAUGAAAAGAUUACAAGUUAUUGCUGAUUUUAAUAGUAGUAUAAUGCAAACUGUUCUGCAAAUUUUCAGGAAUAUUUUGAUUUCCAGCAUCUGGCAAAGCUUGUUAAUGCCAGUUGUUCAGCAUCUCCAACUGCUGCAGGUCACAAUUUAUAGAGUGUUGCUAUACAAUAUCCACUCCAGAGUUACUGAAGCUUGACCCCUCCUAAACGCUCUCACAAACUGCGAAACAGUGCAGCUGUAUAUAUAAUCUCACUCUCAUCAAACAGAAUGAAGCAAAUGGAUAUUCACAUUUGUUCUCUUUUUAUGAGUUAUUCUAUUCCACUCUUUGAAGCAUGUACAUUCAACACCAGGUUAUGCUUUUCUAAACAGCUGUUUGAGGUACGUGUAGAGGCUCUGAUGAAAAAUAACGUGUGUUUUAAAAAGGUGUGUUUAAAACUUUUAGACAUAAUUAUUGAAAGGUGUGAUACAGUUCAGUAGUUGUAGCACAGUUGUGUGUUUGCAUUACAUCAUUCUAUACAUAAAAGAAGUACAUUGUACAAGUAGGGUGCAUUCAAGCAAGCUACUCAUGUUAAUACGAGUAUACUCCCGAGUGCUCGAACGGCUGCAGUACGACCCGUGGGUCAGCGAGAGUAUACUCUCGCUAACAGGGCAGUUUACUCCUGCACCAGAGUGUAAUAUGCACGCAUCCUACUUGUGUUAACAAGAGUAACUAUGCCAAUGCAUCUUUAGAUUACAGGUUGCAGAAGAUAGUGUGUUAACCAUCUGAAUUACUGAACCAAUCCAGUAUGGACCAGACUCAUACUGCAGAAGUAACCAAUGUGCUUGUUGAGUAACUACCUCCAUUGGAACUUUGUCCGAAGAAUGAAUACUUAAUGAGCUGUGAUCAACUUCCCUGUACAUCAAACAGACAAUGGGCCCUCAAUGUAAAUCCAACUUGAAUCCUCUGCUGUCUGCAAGAGGUUUUUCUUGGCAAAUUUCUCUAAUGUAUUCCACUACCUACACAUCAUAAACAACUGCACUUUUUAGUCAUUAAUCUUGGAGCACCUUUUUAAGAAAUGCUCAUCCAAGCUUUGUUAAGUUGAGAGUUUGAUUUAUAUGUCAACAGGACCAUUCUGCAACAUGACAUGAUGUACCAUGCCCUGUGGAAGUGGUAGGCUACAUCUUGAUUUCAUGUCUCGAUCCACUGCACACAAUAAUGAAACAACUCAGAUCAUCACAGACCCUAAUUUGUAGACCAAGAUCAUGCAAGAAAGAAAUUACAGUGUAGGUACUUGUACAUUUGGACUGACUAGUUAGAAAUGUUAGCUGUCAGAAAUUUUGACAGUGUUGAUAUCUGUUUGAAGCCACCAUCACACUUUACACCUUGGGUAGUGUAGACACCUAUAGCUCUCUGCACUUAUAGCACCGAAUGUUAAUAAUAACUCUGCAAAUACCUUUAUAUACGUGUAGUUGAUGAGAUCUCUAGAUCAUGGCUACAGUGCAGAUUCCUAUGGGGUUAGUACUAGGACGUAAUACAUGAAACAUGUAUCAAAAAUUUAAACAUGUUACGUCCAGUAAUACUGAAAAAACAAGUCUUUUUUUUCUUAAAAGUGUAUUGGCAACUGGCUGAGCAAGUUGGAUGAGUAGAUGUAUGUUUAAGAAUAGAUGAUUGGAAACUGCUCUAUUUCUUUCCGAGGAGGACCAUUAUACAUCACACAUAGCUAGAAAUAAAUUAAUUGAUUAAUUAAUCAAUUAAUUGAACACUCCAGUUCCAACUCUGAACAAAUUAAGUUUUCAAGUAAAUCAAAAUUGCUUUUGUGGUUGUCAUUUUGCUGAUUCCGUAAAAUUACAAUUAUUUAAAAAGAAAAACUUUUAAGUUGGGUGAUAACUGUCAAGUGCUGAGCAGAUUCAGUGUUCAUUUUCAUUAAGACUUUACUGUGUUAUCAAACAGUUAAAAGAGCAUAUCAACAUAAUUAUCAAGGUGGCAAAAACUGAUGUUUUCAGGGUUUAAAAAUUAUGUUUGAUAUUUUUAAUAGGAGAGCUUUAGAAGAAUUGAUUAUUGGAUAAUUAAUGUGCAUUACAUUCGUAUUUACACUGUGUAAUGCUAAGCAAUAUUUUAAAGCUCAUGAGCUUCAUGAUAGGUUGAUGAAGUAAUUUACAGAAAUGAGAGAUUAGAAUUUGGGAUUAGAACACCUUGACAAACAGUGAGGAAAUGAUGUACAUGUACCUGAAAUCAUUUUAGGUCAUUUUCGCAUUGGUUUGAUUAAGGCUCUUCUGAUUUGUGUAUCUUACAGGUGGGAACUAUUUUAGGCUUCCCAGUGGGCAACUUUACCACUGUUUUCUCAUUUUAUCCUAUGUUUUCUUAUAUUCUUACAAGAGGAAAAUCAUUUAAAAGUUAUGAAGAGUACAGAUUUCCUGAAAUUAUUAUCUGUUCUAGUGUAUUAACAGUGCAUACCUAGGCCUCUGAAUGUAUCCGGUUCGUAAGUGACUUUGUCACAAAGGCGGACGCAUCAUGAUUUGCAGACUCCCAUUUGACUAGUUGUGCGUUAACUUCUGGUUCCAUGUACACAGCAAUCCAUGCAUGCACUUCGAUGUGCAAUGCAUGUGCAGUGGGCGCAGUUUAAACUGAAGUGACGUCACACUUACGAACCAGAUAUUGAUGAAGCUACGCAUAUGCCCCAGCUCAUAGUAAUGUUUGAUUAUGUAUGUCAGAAUGCAAACUCCUGAGAGGGUCUGUUAAAGUGACAACACGUAUACCCCUACCGUGAUUCCUGGUGACGUUGUGAGCUAUUUAAAUUUUCGUACAGAUAAUAUCAUUUAGAUUGUAUAAACUUUUCCCCAUCUGAACCCUGAUUUUCCUUAAUCCAGUGAAAAUAGGGAGCUAGUUCUGCAGUGAUUUUAGGUGAUUCAAGAGGGCUUUUAGCAAGAACACCUGUCAGGACUGUUUCACAUGAAAAUAAUGAUGUUAGCUCGGAUUAUGAUGCUAAAGUUUAAAAGAUUGAUUUGUUGCAGUUCUCUUUGACUGAAAAAGAAAUUUCAAGUUAUUAGAAUUCCCCAUGUGAUGCUUAAAAUUAAAAAUUAUAUUGCAGGUAGUAACACUAUGUACCUAACCGAAUAUGUACAGAAAAUGUUAUAUACGUAACAAACAAUUUGAUAAGUUAAAUGAAGUGCACAACUUGUGAGAAAACAAGACUAUUUAGUAACAGCUGUUAGGUAGGAAAUGUUGAUGGACAUUGUUGUGGCAUUCAACAAAGAGGAAAGACGAAUACAGUUGAUUCCAAUGUUUACUAUGGCAAUAAUUUGAAGACUUUACUCCUAGUGAUUCUACAUCGAUCCUUGUGAAUGCCAGCAACUGGAGGGCCCACCUUCAGGCUUGGUGCCUGUCAUAAAGAUUUUACUCAACAGUAUUUCCAUAUAGUAGUUGUAGAAUAUUCUCAUCUUAUUAACAGGUAAUGGCAUUGUUGGCGAAUUAUCAAAGAAGAUACAUCCGUAGUGAGGUCAUGUGUGAGUAUUGUAUGUACCGGUACAUGUAAAUGUUUGGUGAAAUGUGAACAUUACUAUUUGUUUGGGAGUACAUGUAUUUAUAAACUUCUUUCAAUGGCGAGUUAAUAAA